Messenger RNA from Mycena citricolor, 2058 nucleotides. Lineage: Eukaryota; Fungi; Basidiomycota; Agaricomycetes; Agaricales; Mycenaceae. The record is from the annotation of a GenBank genome assembly.
AUGUUGCCGACCCUGGACACGGUUCUGUACAAUGUUCAACGCCAAGGCAAAACUAGUUUCCAUAUGACAUCUCACGGGGAGGAAGCUACUAUAAUCGGAACCGCUGCUGCUCUGGAGAACGAUGACGAGGUGUUAGGUCAGUACAGAGAAAUGGGAAUUCUCUUGUGGAGAGGCUUUGGUAUCAACUCUGUGAUGGCCCAAUGCUUUGGGAAUCGCGAAGAUACCUCAGGGAAGGGGAGACAAAUGCCCGUGCACUUCGGGUCCCCAAAGCACCAUUUUCUCACGAUUUCCUCGACGCUUGCCACCCAGAUUCCCCAGGCAGCCGGGGUCGGCUACGCUCUGCGGCGAACACCAGAACGCUCCCAUUCGAUCGCAGCGUGUUUCUUCGGGGAAGGCGCCGCUUCAGAAGGAGAUUUCCACGCUGGAUUGCUGCUCGCCUCGACGAUUCCAUCGCCAACGUUAUUCAUAGCUAGAAACAACGGCUUCGCGAUCAGCACACCGAGUACCGAACAGUACUACGGCGAUGGCAUAGCUAGUCGUGGGCCUGGGUACGGAAUCGACACGCCGUUCGAGAAGCGCGGAGGAGGACGCUUGAGCAGGCCGGGCUGUUCUGGUCGAAGCUAUGACGUAUCGGUGUGUUGGUCGCUCUCACUUCGCCGGCCGCCACCUGAAACUCUGUGGAGUGUUGGGCAUCACAGUACUUCCGAUGACUCGUUCGCGUAUCGCCAGCGCUCUGAGGUGGAGGACCGCAAGCGGAUAGACAAUCCGAUCACAAGAUUUCGGCUGUGGAUGGAAUCGCAGGGCUGGUGGAGCUCUGCAGACGAGGAGGAGCUCAAGUCUCGCCAGAAGACCGAGGUGAUGCAGGCCUUGAAACGUGCCGAAUCCCUCGAGCGCUGUGAGCUCGGCGAACUGUUUACAGAUGUCUACGCAGGUCAAGAACCGUGGACCCUUACUGAACAGCGCAAGGAACUACAAGGAUUGCUGAAAAAGUAUGGUCAGAGCUGGGAACCGUGGCGUGCUGAGUUGGCCCGUUUCAAGAAUAAGGUCCGUUACUCAUUCCCAAAUGUUACGAAACUCAAGCCCAUUACAGAGCAGCAUAUUGCGCGCUUUUCGACCGUUGGCUCUGGAAUUCUGGUUGGAACUGCGCUCGGAGUUAUCAUCCCGGAAGGAAUCGAGGCGCUCAACGUGUCUGACAAACUUCCAACAUCUCAAAUUGCACUUUCUCUGAUUGCUGGCUUCACGCUUAUGAUGGUUAUCGAGCAACUGGUUGCUCCGCAUUCGCAGGGUGCAAGUCACUUCGCGGGAGCUGUGCCGUUGAAUCACGUUGGUCCGUCAAGCACGCUCGAAUUUGACGCGGAAAUGGGCGACCAUGAGGGCUCUAGCCGCGGGUCGACGCCAGGCCCAGGUUUUAUGCAAGCCGACUCUGCGGAAAAUCCGAAAGGUCGCGCGUAUCCGCUCACGUUUGGACUGGUCAUGCAUGGGCUUGCGGACGGGCUUGCGCUCGGAGUAUCUGCCCUUCCAGACCCCACCCAUCCGUCGCAUGGACACGAUCUGACUCUGGUUGUGUUCCUUGCGCUCAUCGUGCACAAAGCCCCGACCUCGCUUGCAUUUACUACGUCGCUUCUAAACACCUCCCUGUCUCGAGCGGACUGCCGAAAGCAUCUUGGGAUCUUUGCAGCAUCGACGCCCGUUGGCGCAAUUGCAUCCUAUCUGUUGCUGUCAUUUUUCUCGGCUGGCGCACCGAGUGAUUGGACUGGGCUAGCACUGCUUGUCUCGGGAGGGACGUUUCUGUACGUCGCGACUGUCAUGCUGAGUCCCGGUGGCCACAGUCCAGAUCAUGCUGGGAACGACAUGCUGCCCGCGCACAGGGUGCUUCUAAUCUCUGGGGGGAUGCUGCUUCCCUACGUUAUCAGCCACGUUAUUCUCCCCGAAGUCCACUGAGACGUCGGGCAUCCACCAAUCGAACAAUGCUAUUGUAUCCCUAGCUCGUUCAUGUACUUAUAUUACGGGAAAAGACUGUAGAUGUGUCCCUGAAACGAGUCUUUGGCUGGAAAGAAA